This is a messenger RNA of Cladocopium goreaui, 1851 nucleotides long. The record is from the annotation of a GenBank genome assembly. NCBI's taxonomy places the organism in Eukaryota, Dinophyceae, Suessiales, Symbiodiniaceae.
AUGGACACCUCACUGAUGAGUGCGUCAGAUCUGCUGGCGCAACGGCAAGUGCUGGAAACCUUCAAGGGCCUGGCGCCCCUGCUAGGAUCAGUGCAGCUGUCCCCCAAUCCAAGAGAGCCAAAACGCAGCAAACACCAGCACGAGGAUCCGCCACUGCAGGUCCCACAGAGUCAAUUGGCAGCCCAGACACCACAGCUGCAGCAUCUCACCACCCUGGUCCAGCAGCUCGCCCUACUGGUCCUUCGUCACGACCGAGAUCUCAAUCAAAGCCGCAGAGCAGACAGCUUUGUACUUUUUUUCAACCGAGAUCCCAAGGGCGGCUUGCAGGGACUGUUGAAUGCCACGACCAGUUGGCAGGAGCAACGCAAAGCGUCCACCAUUCCGAUGAUGACGUUGCGGCAGCACCUGACACAGUGUCUGUUUCAGGAUCUCAUGGUGAAGGUGCUCAAGAUCUCCGAGGCCAAGCAGGAGGAUCAACUGUACCAGGCUUCAGUUCAGAGCCAGCUGAUCGAUGCAGAGGGCAACUGGCCGUUUCUGGAAUGGGAUCCCAAGGCCAAACAACUGAUGACCAGCACCAAGACACCAAUCAGUAUGACCUUGAUGACCCAGCACGUCAAGGAACUGGUGGAAAUGUUCAAGAACCCAGACUUGGUGAUGAGCUUCAGGUCCCUUCAGACCACACCGGAAGCACAGAUCUGCCCCUGGAGACUUCAACUCUGUCCCAGAGCCGACAGGGAGUGGGAACUCCUCAACAGGAUGAGUCGAAGCAGCGUGUGGACCCUCCUGGGUACAAUGCUCAAACCACAUGCAUUGAACCAAUGUGGACUGGCGGACACAAUUCAGAAGUCACUGGGCCAUCAGCCCCGCAAGGGGAAAGGGAAGGGCAAACACAAGUCGCCCAACCAGCAGACGACCCAGAAGAACACUUCAAAUUGGUGCUACGCCAACAGCACCAUUUUCAGUUUGCUCUGGUCAUUGAUGUCCUUGCAGUGUGAUUCAGAUUCAUUGGGGAUGCGUUUUGCAGAGCUGAUCCAAUUUUUGCCAUGUCACAAUUUGCAAAGUGUAGCAUUGACUGACUUAAGUUGGUUUGAUCAGAUUCUGCAAAAUUGGGAUGCCUUUGCGGGUGAUCAGAGGGGACGACAACAGGAUGCAUCAGAGUUUGCAACUGCUGUCAUGACCUGGCUCCAAGCACCAGCUGUCAAUAUGACCUGGGAGCGGCGCGUCGAAGAAAUUGAUGCGGUGACAGUGCACGAUCACGGUGAAGAUGGAAUGAUUGCGGCAUUGAAGCAGGCUCCUCAAUGCAUUUGCGUUCACCUUGACAGGUUCUUUGCGACAGAAGGAAAUAUUCAGAAAAGCCAGUGCCUCAUUGACAUGGAAGCAGGAUGUGAUGUACAGGUCUUCAUUGACCAAUCUCUCCGACGUGAAUUUGUGGGGUAUGUGUUGAUAGCUGCCACGGCACAUUUGGGCGAUGCACAUAGUGGCCAUUUCCGAGCAGCCUUGAAAACCAGACCGGCAGUGCAACAGAGUGGCCAGCCCAUGCAUUGGCUCAUCACAAAUGAUGACUCUGAAGCCAAGCCAGUAUGGCUGGUACCAGAUUGGUUUCGAAGCAAUACCAAUCUCUUCUGGCUGCUGCGCUCAGAUUGUGUACAGCUUCAUACAUAUCAGGCCCUGCAAAUGACGGUACAUGAACAGCACGAGACAUCACCCACGAUCCUGCCAGUGACGGCUGACGAUCCUUUGCCUGAGUUUGCAUGUCAAGCAGACCCCAUCCAAAUGCCACCACAGGAUGAGACCACGGCGGCCAUCAUGGCCCUGCUCCAAGCAACGUCGAUGGCAGAACGUCAACGAUAG